This is a messenger RNA of Polyodon spathula (Mississippi paddlefish), 4323 nucleotides long. RefSeq names its product fibronectin type III domain-containing protein 4-like. Gene Ontology annotation, molecular function: protein binding. The record is from RefSeq and is a predicted model, not a curated record. The coding region runs from base 1616 to 2272 and encodes 218 amino acids. The transcript has 6 exons. NCBI's taxonomy places the organism in Eukaryota, Metazoa, Chordata, Actinopteri, Acipenseriformes, Polyodontidae.
ACACUUCUUAUUUUGAUAAUCUUAAGCAGGUAACUAAUUUGACAUGCCUCUGUUAGUCACCUGUGUUUGCAAAUAAUACACUAUAGUUAAGCCAACUUUUUACAUGAAACAUUUCACAGUAUAGGGCAUUCUUUAUAAGCCAUUUAAUCAGUAACAUUCGUGGCUUCAUAAACCCUCACUGCAUUUCUUACAGGGGAGUUGUUGAUUUUGAAAGUGUAGUAGUUAUACCCUUUCCGUGACAUUCACCCAGUGGCACGUUCAGACCAUGCACAAGACCAGUGACAUCAGCAAGCCAUUUAGCAGCCGCUAUGGGUGGACCAUCUGCAAAGCUACUCGUCAGUAUUGAUGUAUGCUUUUCAAACCAGUGUGAUAUCAAAGGGUUCUCUGCUUCAGACAAGCAUUCUUUUUAAUUAAUGUUCUUUAGGGGAAUACCGUAAUUGGAAGCCGUAAUAACUACAAGUUGCAUACGAAUAAUGGCCAAGGGAUAGUUGGAAGUAUUUUACUCAAAUGCAUAAUGAUGCAUACAUUAUUUUAUUUUAUUUUAUAAAAAAAAAAAAAAAAGAAAAAAAGGUUGGUUCUAUAUCAGAGCGCUCCUAUCUUGUGUAGUAAAUUUCCGCUGCUCGGACAGGACAUUUAUCUCCAAGAAGAUGGGAAAACCUAAAAUAUUUGAAAUCUUGCAGCGGGUUAUAUAGUUCUGUGAGUCCUGAAACUUAAGGCAGAGAUGGGGAAACCAGGUGUCAUUAUCAUGUACCAUUGAAUCCACAGUUUGCAAGCUGAUGUCAGACAGACAGGGUGGUCUGUUUCUGAAAUGAAACGUCUUUAAAGGACGUAGAUAGUACCAAAGGCAAGUGGCGAAGCAGGAGGUGCUGCCCUGUUUUCAGAACCUUAGAGUGCAGCUAGUUGCUCUACGGCGGGCCGGAGGAGCCGAAAAUACAGACGAACAUUGUGCAUCUCGUUUAACUGCUUGGCACAGAGCUGUUUGCGGUUCUGAAAGAACUACGCAUAUUAUCGUUUCAUUGAGUUGUUUACCACCACGAUCUGUUGAUAGCGUUUUUUUGUUUGUUUUGCCAGAGCUGAGUAUAGUGCACAUUAUUAUUUUAAAUUAGAUUUCUAAGCCUUGGAAGUGCAAAGCACUGUUUUUUAGAAUCAUUGUGGAACACAUUCUUUGGAGAACAAAAAGUGCUGAAAUUGCACUGAAGCUUCAAUGAGUAUCUAUCUAUCUGUGUUGUAGGACCGAACAGAUUUAAAGGCUUUUGACCAUACCAUACCAUUUUUUUAUUUUAUUAUUUUUUUGCUUUGCUUUAAAACAUCGAAUUGUUUAAUUGAAUGGGUCUACAAUUAUGAGACCACCACACUCAAUUAAACUCUUAAAUCAUUCUGACUAAAUGUACGAGUGCGUCUACUAGAAUAGCUUUUGGUAUGCGCGUCUGCAAACUAGUCGCAACGGAAGGUAUAUGUUUUAGUUGAACUUAGACUAUAGGAUAGUUGCAGUUAAAAAUGCAUAAUAUGUAGUUUCAUUUUUUUAUUUUUUUCAACCGAUGAUAUAGGACUGUUGGAUCUUAGUUGACAACAUUAUUUGAUUUAACAAUAAGAAGAACCUGCUCUACUAGAAGACAUGGCAUAUCUACCUAUGUAUCUGAACUCUGCUAUCCUGGUGCUGUUUAGCUGUGACAUCUGUUUGGUGGGAGCAAAUAGGCCACCAGCUCCUGUCAACGUUACUGUCACCCAGCUGAAAGCUAAUGCUGCCACUGUUUCCUGGGAUGUCCCAGAGGGAGACGUCAUCAUCGGCUAUGCCAUCUCUCAGCAGAGGCAAGAUGGACAGAUGCAGAGGUUCAUCAGGGAAAUCAACACGACGAACCGCGCCUGUGUCCUCUGGGAUCUGGAUGAAGACACAGAUUACAUCGUCCAGGUCCAGUCCAUUGGGCUGUAUGGGGAGAGUCAAGCCAGCAAGCGGGUUCAUUUUCGAACCUUGAAAGAAACGGACCGCUUCCCAUCCAACAGCUCAAACCAAGAUGACCCGACAAUGCAGGGACUCAAAUACCGACAGCUUCAAACUGGGGAGAUGAUCAUUAUAGUGGUGGUGCUCAUCAUGUGGGCAGCUGUGAUUGUCCUGUUCUGCAGACAGUAUGACAUCAUUAAAGAUAAUGAUUCAAACAACAGCAAGGAAAAGGCCAAACCUUCCUCUGAGCACAGCACGCCUGAGCGACAUACAGUGGGGCUGCUGCACAGUAAGUUUCAGAAAGCGCCAUCAAUCAACAUCAUUGAAGUCUGACCCAAGAGUACAGUAUGUUGGCCUAAAGACAAACCAUCUGAAGAGGCUUUUGUGAGAUGGUGGAAUGGUUCCAUGGUGGGAGGCCUUUAACCCAAACGCAUGUCGCAGUCUAAGCCAUUUAGCUUUGCAGGAAAUGUGCAUGAGGCCUCAAACACAAUGCAUGACAAAUGCAAGGUAGCACCCAAUUUAUCUUGAUGAUUGAUCAUUUGGAAACAGAUCCAUCUGAUCUUGGAUGUCCACUCACAGGUGUAAACAGCGAAGGACGAGAAGAUAGGGUUGACACAUUGCAUUAUCUUAACAUUGUGCAUUCUCUGGAAUGAAAUGUCAUUUUUUUUGCCACCCUCACAUGUUUUAGGAGCAGCCAUAUAUGGCAGGAUAUAGGACACAAAGAUACCUGAUGUGGAUGUUAUCCAGAUACACACUGAUUCUAUUGAAGAACAUGAAGCCUGGGUUUGGGUAAAAUUUCCAUUCCCUUUUUCGAGCCUAUUUGAGUACUGACUUAUGAGCCUACAGUACAUGACAGGUUAUGAUGUUCCUGCAAUAUUUAUCCAACUAUUAUUAACUUGCCACAGAAAUAUCAAAAAUUAUUUUCUUUCAGUCAAAAAUGCAUUGUGCUUGUGAAUCAACAAUAACCAUGUACUGUUAUAAUUAUGGCCUUGAGAAAUUCACAGCAGAUUAUUAACACGUUAGCUAAUAGCAAAUUACAAUUCAUAAAAUAGUCGUGUUAAAAGAUAAGGUGCUGGUGUCACAGUUAAGCACUGUACAUGUUAAAUGAUAAGACAUGAAUUCAAAACAUUUUACUAGGUUUAUAUCUGAUAACGCGACUGAUAAUGUGUUAGCCUUUGCUAGUAGUAUCUGCAAGAGGGUAAAACAGCGUUCACAAUUUCAGUAUAAACUUUUUUUUUUUUAAACCGUUUCCCAAACUGUUUUAAAGGGCAUUGGAAAAGUGCAAUGAAAGAAAGGUUAGUACUGUAUACUGUACAGCUGAUGUAAAGUGUGUAAGAAUAAAACCUAUAUCUUAAAUAAGAUAUUUUAAACAUAUCGAAGUGUUUAUUUUAAUUGUUUGAGAUGGACAAAAGAACAUAUUGAGGUGUAAAGAAUAUUAUCGCUAAAUUUGUUUACAUUUUUUUGGAAUAGCAAUUACAUUUUUUAACAGUUAAAUCUCUGAAUGAUAUACGAUGGUAUAUUCAGUACAUUACUGUUAUUUAUUUAUUUAUUUAUUUAUGUUUGGGGGGGCGGGGAAUUACACCAAUAACCAUUAAAAUGUCUCCAAAAUUACAAAGUUUACACUCUGCUUCCAAAUAACAGAAAGGGGUCUGAUACAGUGGAAAGAAAGCUGUAAAAAUCAAAUGUCAAAAAUAAUACAUUUGCUGAUUAUAUUAUAACAAGCACUGUGACAAGGGAUGUGCAUGUGCAGCCUUGAUGUCAGAAUAAACUGUGUGUUAAAACUUUUAAUGAAAUUGAAAUAAAAAUGUUCUACUGCUGUCCAACCCUGAUCAAGGAGGAGUCAAACCCUCUACAUGUUUCAUGCACAAGUUUUUUUACAUUGAGAAAAAUAUAUCCUCCCUGGAUUCCAUUGCAAGAUUCAAUAAGGACUAUAAAUCUGAAUUUAAAGGCUCCGGAAUCUGUAAAACAAAGACACCAAUGGAAUUUAUUUUGGUUCAUAGUGACUGGGAAUAAUUGUGAGUUUAAAAAAAAAACUGUUUCUAAUGGUAACAUUUAAAGCAGUGUGUGUUUAAGAUGUGCCUAGUGCCCUUGAAAACAUCUGAUACGUGAAUCAAUCCUGUCAUUGACAUUUGCUACAAAUCUCUGUUAUCUGUAGAACUAAAUUACACAUGAGCAAUUGUUAGUCAAAUCUUCUGUUAAUUUCUCAAGGGCCUAGUGAUGAUGCUGUGUUCAAUUCAAUUCAGUUUUUUAAAUCAGUAAAAAAUAAAAUAAAAUAAAAAAAAACACUUAAUGGAAUAAAAUAAUUAAAUAUAUUUUUGAAGCCCACAACAAUAUUCAAGACACAACGUUUCUUCUUUUUCCAAAAAGCUUGUAAUCAUUUUUUU